Molecule: messenger RNA, 3277 nt
Organism: Orussus abietinus
Lineage: Eukaryota; Metazoa; Arthropoda; Insecta; Hymenoptera; Orussidae
Product: cysteine sulfinic acid decarboxylase
Exons: 10
Coding region: 407-2017 (536 amino acids)
Biological process (GO): carboxylic acid metabolic process
Cellular component (GO): cytoplasm
Molecular function (GO): carboxy-lyase activity; pyridoxal phosphate binding
Source: RefSeq, a predicted model, not a curated record
CCACGUGCACCGCGGCUUACGCGCACUCGUGCACUCUUCUCUCGUGUGCCCGUCCCAGGCAUGCAUGUAUGCGAUGCACGCGCGGUCAAGAGACUAUAAAAGUCGUCGCGAUGUUUAACUGCGCCGUCUCGACAUAAACUAGGCACUAUAUUGGUGAGAUAGCGCAGAAACCCUCGACUCGACGUGCGCUCGUCGCGACAGCCAACAUCUCGGGUACCCCGAGCCAAGAUGGCGGCCGGCGACGCCCGGCGCCGUCGCGCCCGCUUCCCGGGGAACAUUUUACAACUUUACGCGGGACUCGCGUGAGAUGCAUAAGAGAUUCGCCGGGACUCGAAACGCAUUCGAGGACUUAAAUCACCGAAGGGGUUCAGGGUCUUAGAAAGAACGCGGACGUGGGGAACUUUUGAUGCCCCAACCAAGUGCCCAUAAACGCGGCCCCGUGAGAGGAAUCGGAUGGCUUGUGCCAGUCGAACGGAGGGACCUUUGGGGUAGGAUGUGCAGGACGAGUAAUUGGACAUCGGAUCGAGCCGCAGAUCGAGCACUGAUGGACUGGCGUAACAUGCCAUGUGAAAUCGAGCACAAGGAGUUUCUAAAGAAAUUUUCGGACUGUAUGCUUCAAUGGGUGUUUGAAGGUGUAAACCGUAAGGAACCAGUGACCAGGUGGAGAGAAUCGAACCACUUGAAAGAGCUACUUGAAUUAAAAUUGCAAGACUUACCACAAUCACAGGAACGCAUCCUCAAAAUCUCCAAAGAUGUAUUUCGCUACAGCAUCAAGAGUGGUCAUCCUUACGUGUUUAGUCAAUUAUUUUCUGGGUUGGACCCUUACGGAUUGGCAGGGCAGUGGUUGACGGAUUUAUUAAGUGUAUCGAUGCACACAUAUGAGACUACUCCGAUCCUAACCCUAAUGGAGAAGACCUUGAUCCAGAAAUUGUCGAGCAUGUUUUUCAUUGACAACGAUGCCUCAGACAUUACAGGUGAAGGUCUUUUUUGCCCCGGAGGAGCAUUCGCAAAUGGGAUGGCUAUAAACCUUGCAAGAUUUUGGAGCACAUCCAAUAUCAAGAAACAUGGGCAUCCUGGAUCGAAACUCGUUUUCUUCGUUUCGGAAGACGCUCACCGUUCUAUUUCAAGAUGGGCCAGUAUUUGCGGCUUGGGAGAUAACAGUGUCCUGUUAAUCAGGACUGACUACUUGGGACGAAUGGAUACUCGCGAUUUGGAAGCAAAAAUCCUGGAUGAACGAGAGAAGGGAAAUCAUGGCUUUAUGGUGUGCGCCACUGCCGGAACACUCGUUUUAGGCGCUUUUGAUCCCUUGGUUGAGAUUGCCAGAAUUUGCGAGAAAUUCAACAUGUGGAUGCACGUGGAUGCUGCUUGGGGUGGAGGGGUAAUAUUUAGUGGGAAGUAUGGAGGACUUCUGCGUGGAAUAUCUCGAGCUGACUCCAUCACAUUCAACCCACAUAAUCUUUUGGGCGUUUCUCCGCAGUGCUGCGUACUCUUGACCAGACACUCGGAUGUCGUGAAGAGAGUCAAUAUCCAGGAAGCUUUAGAGUCGUCACAAAAUGACAAGUAUGACAUAGACUUUGACGACAUCGGUCUGCAAGGUGGACAAAGACCGGACAUUCUCAAAUUCUGGUUCAUGUGGCUGGCUAAGGGCAGUCUCGGCUUUGAGAAACAUGUGAAUCAUCUGAUGGCACUCGCAGCAUCCUUCAAGGAGAAAAUUGAAAAGCGAGAAGGUUUUCAACUGGUAACGCAGCCUUGCUUUAUAAAUGUUUGCUUUUGGUAUAUUCCUCCUAAUUUAAGGGGUCAAGAAUCCGUGAAAGGCUUUGAAAAGUUGCUAGACAAGGUCGCGCCAAAGCUAAAAGAGAUGAUGACCAAAAGGGGCAGUCUAAUGAUGUCUUGUCAACCACUGCGGAAUCAGCCUAAUUUUUUUCGUUUCAUCGUGCAGAACUCCGGAGUGGAGAUGCAGGACCUGAAUUAUAUCUUAAACGAAUUGGAGAACCUAGGAUCCUAUCUUGUACAUUAAUCACCGUAAUCACUGACGUAGUUACCACAAGUAUUUCGUGAUCUAUACAAUCCUACGGAUUAUCCGACGUACCUAGUGACUGCAGCAUCCCCUAGAAUAUUUAAUAUACGCGUUCUCCUAGGGGAAAGUCAGAGAACUCCGAGCCAAGGGUGGCCCCGAAAAUCAAAGUCGCGCGACAAUCCAUGCGUUUAUCCAUAUCGAGGGGCGUUUCGUGAAAUCUUGCGACCUAUAUGCCUACGGAAUAUAUGCAUGGGUGCCUAUAGGGUGUCGUGUCGAGAUGUAUGCAUUAUGGAAGGCUCGCAGCUAAUCCUGAUUCAAAUGACAGCGUACGAGGAAGCCGUAUAUCGGUAGUAGCCUGCGUGCAGUAGUUGGCACGUAUGGGUGGCCGGAGCCACCCCUUGUAACCGGCCAGGGAUGAAACCACUCCCGGAAGAGCGGGCGAUCUACGAGCCGGGGUGGAGGAAGAGAAGGGUCUUUGUAAGAAAUUCCUAUGCUCUCGCCUAAGAUGCUCUUGAAAAAUCCUCGUAAAAGGAGACCGUAAACUUCCCUAAGUCCGGCCGGGGGUGGAAUCGAGAGCCGGUUCGAACACUGGCUGCUGCGGAAUUUUCUCGAGGGGCUAGAUCGACGGAAAGAGACCACGGGGAAUCUAAGGGUGAGGCUCUUCGAAGCCUAGAUACGUCUUUGCCCCUCGUAAGCCUCUGCGGGGGUGCUUGCCCUGCUGAUCAGGAACGUGGACAGUGGCCUGCCGUGAGCAAACCUCGUCGUUUCUUCCAGCGCUCUUUCAAUAUAUUCUCGUGGCUUUAAAUAAUAACUCAUGAAGACUUCGACCGAGCUUAGUGUUAAGCCUGAUGAUUAUCGUCCGAGAUAAACGCAUGUAUGCGCGAAGAUUGAUAGAAUGGGGGCGGUUUAUUGGAUAAAUCGACUGGUCGAAAUUGUUAACUUCAACCCGGCAAUAAAUGUCACGCGUCGAAGAAGUUCAUCGGUAAAAUCGAUUAAACGGGGGUAGGGACAUCCAGUGCCUCGUAACUUGACGUUGUUAACGGAUUUCAAAUGCUUGUUACGAAAGGUAAGAACAAUUCAAAUAAUUGCAUAGGGACACACUUCGACGCGGAGAUAAGUGCGGACUAAUUGCUCCGUGCAAUAAUUAUUCUGCUAACGUACCACUUGUACACGCUGCGUUAUGUCUGCAGUUACCCGUGCUGUAUACGCGACUAAAAAGCUUAUUGUUUGUAUUCACUGAAUGUACAAUUGAAUUUCGUG